ACGGUAACACAAUUAUCAAUAUUUUUUAUUUUUUGCGCUUAUAUAUUUAUAUACAUUCAUAAAUUAAGGUGUUAAUAAAAAAUAUUGUGUGAAUAUUUUAGUUGUCAAUGUUUAAAUAAUGGAUCAACUAACUUCUGCAAAACAUUUAAGCACAAUGUACGACUCUAACGGAGAAUCAGAUUUUGCGUUACUAAGGCGAAUUAAAAUGGAACCAGACACAAUAUUAUCACAUGAUGACGAUAUCAUGGCACAGUUACACCAAGACAGUUCAGAUUUGGAAGUCGAGCCUAGUUUUGCAUUAGAACAACUCAACGAGGAAGAUACUAACCCUGAAAAUCUUCAUAUGCAACACAUGGACAUUAGACAACCUCUGUCAACGUUGAAAAUGUUACUGGAGCAAAAAUUAAACUUUGACUUGAGCGAUUUUCAAUUUUGGCUCCAAGAUGCCCAAGUUUUGGAGAGUCAUAAAAAUUUAGUUGACCAAUGCGUUCAAGGUGAAGGUCUGGUACAAGUAAAUGUAAAAAUAAAUUUAGCACAAAAAAAAAUAAACAUUGUUGAUGUUUUAAAACCUGCUGAAGACUAUGUUCAAGUAGAGGAUCAAUCUCCAGAACCAGCUCAAGAAGAAAAAAAAGUUAUUAAAUGGACGGUUGAUACUCAUUAUAAACAAGAACAAGAUCGUUUGAAAAUACCGAGUGAUCCGAUGGAGUGGUCACAAACUCACGUAAAACAUUGGCUGCAGUGGGCAGUUAGACAGUUUAAUCUUACAUCAAUACGAUUAGCUGAUUGGAAUAUAAUUGGCGAACAAUUGUGCAACCUUGAACUUGAAGAAUUUAAAACAAAGGUUCCAAAUGACAAGGGUGACAUAUUUUGGACCCAUUUAGAAUUGUUGAGAAAAUGUAAAUUAGUCACUGUCAUUCAAAAAGAUCAGCCUGAAAGCUCCCAGGACAGUAAUAAAACUCUGAAAAUCCGUAAUCAAAAACCGACGAAACCACGAGCAGUUAUCAACCAGCAUCCCCGAUUAGUCAGUAUGCCUUUAGUAGAGCCACCCCAGCAAAUACCUCUGGCAACUUCGAGCCGCGCUGUUACUAGUAGUCAAAUACAACUGUGGCAGUUUUUGUUAGAGCUACUGACAGAUCGUGAACACAGAGAACAUAUUGAGUGGGUCGGAAGCGAGGGUGAAUUUAAGUUACAUAAGCCGGAUAAAGUUGCGAGUUUGUGGGGCAAACGGAAAAAUAAACCUUCGAUGAAUUACGAAAAGUUGAGUCGCGCUUUACGGUAUUACUAUGACGGCAACAUGAUUUCUAAGGUCCAGGGUAAGAGAUUUGUGUAUAAGUUCGAUUGUGAUUUAAAAAAUCUGCUUGGUUAUUCUGCUGAAGAAUUAAGUAAUAUUGUUAAUGAAUCCCCUAAGUAUUGUUGAUAGAUACAAAACAAUAUAGCGAUGGCUUUAUUUAUAGAAAUAAUUUACAAAAAAUUAAUUACGAAAAAUAUGUUUAAAACUGAAUCACAUAAAAUAAAAAUAAUAACUUGUCAUAAAAAAUAAGAUAUACUAAGUGCAUAAUGAACCGGUUGUGAUAAAAAAUGAAUAUUCUCAAUUUUAUGGGGAUAAAAAAUUAAAAAUCAAGCCAUCGAUAUUUAAUAAUAAUGUUAAUAAAUCAUUUAAAUUUAUAAGUCUGUGGUUUAAUACAAUUUUUAUAAACCAGGAGCUGUAAAUUAUCUUUAUUUAUAUUAUCAUGUUAUAAUAAUAAUUACUAAUUACUAUAAUGAUGAAUAUAUUUGUGUAUUUUUGUAUGAUAACAAAUUACAAUAUAGUGGAGUUAACAAUUCUUGUUAUUAUACAAA
Messenger RNA from Cotesia glomerata, 1839 nucleotides. Its product is annotated as DNA-binding protein Ets97D-like. The coding region runs from base 119 to 1417 and encodes 432 amino acids. Gene Ontology annotation, cellular component: nucleus. Gene Ontology annotation, molecular function: sequence-specific DNA binding; DNA-binding transcription factor activity, RNA polymerase II-specific. The transcript is spliced from 6 exons. Lineage: Eukaryota; Metazoa; Arthropoda; Insecta; Hymenoptera; Braconidae. Gene Ontology annotation, biological process: cell differentiation; regulation of transcription by RNA polymerase II. The record is from RefSeq and is a predicted model, not a curated record.